Molecule: messenger RNA, 2277 nt
Organism: Zalophus californianus (California sea lion)
Lineage: Eukaryota; Metazoa; Chordata; Mammalia; Carnivora; Otariidae
Gene: EVL
Product: Enah/Vasp-like
Exons: 13
Coding region: 638-1831 (397 amino acids)
Biological process (GO): positive regulation of actin filament polymerization; protein homotetramerization; actin polymerization or depolymerization
Cellular component (GO): cytoskeleton
Molecular function (GO): actin binding; profilin binding; SH3 domain binding
Source: RefSeq, a predicted model, not a curated record
GGUCCCCGAAGCUCCGGCCCGUCCCUCGCGGGUCGUCCUUCCCAAGAAGCCCCGCCCCUCGCAGCUCCGCCCCACCCCUUGCAGCCCCUGGCUCGGCGCUCCCGGAGGCGCGGGCGGCGGGGCCCCGCGCCUUUUGUGUCGGGCUCGGGCCGCUGCGCGCGCAUUCCCCUCGGAGGCCGGGGGCGGAGGGACGCACGCGCGCGCACUCCCCUCGGCGGGCGGAGGGACGCCCCCUCAGUCCCGGCUGGCGGCGGAGCUCGCCCGCGCGCGCUCCCCGCCUCCCCUUCGGCGGUCCCCGCGCCGCCCGCGCCCGCCGGGGCCGGCGCCCCGAGUCAAGGCGGGCACGCGCUCGCCCCUUCCCCUCCGCCGCCCGCCCUGCCCCCGGCGGCGCGCUCACACGCCGGCCCGGGCACGCGCCCGCCAAGAUGGCAGGGGCCGGGGCCCAGCUGUCAGACGCCGUCGCGGCAGCCCGUCCCCGCAGCUAGCGGCCCGGACGCCCGCCCCGAGAAGAUGCGCCCCCGCUGCCCCCCGAAGCCCAGCGAGACGCGGAGCCGCCGCGCCCGGGGCCGGCUCCCCCGCUAACGCCCCGCGCCCCGCGCCGCGCCCCCGGCCCCGCGCGCCCGCCCCGGCAGCGACAAUGAGUGAACAGAGUAUCUGCCAAGCCCGGGCUUCCGUGAUGGUCUACGAUGACACCAGUAAGAAAUGGGUACCGAUCAAACCUGGCCAGCAGGGAUUCAGCCGGAUCAACAUUUACCACAACACUGCCAGCAACACCUUCAGAGUCGUCGGGGUCAAGCUUCAGGACCAGCAGGUUGUGAUCAAUUAUUCAAUCGUGAAAGGGCUGAAGUACAAUCAGGCAACGCCGACCUUCCACCAGUGGCGAGAUGCCCGCCAGGUCUACGGCUUGAACUUUGCAAGUAAGGAAGAGGCGACCACUUUCUCCAAUGCCAUGCUGUUUGCCCUGAACAUCAUGAAUUCCCAAGAAGGAGGCCCCUCCACCCAGCGUCAGGUGCAGAAUGGCCCCUCUCCUGAAGAGAUGGACAUCCAGAGAAGACAAGUGAUGGAGCCUCAGCAGCACCAGCAACAGCGGCAGGAGUCUCUAGAGAGAAGGACCUCGGCCACAGGACCCAUCCUCCCACCGGGGCACCCCUCAUCUGCAGCCAGCGCCCCCCUCUCGUGUAGCGGACCCCCGCCCCCGCCCCCACCCCCUGUCCCACCUCCACCCACGGGGGCCACCCCCCCUCCCCCACCCCCACUGCCAGCCGGAGGAACACAGGGUGCCAGCCAUGACGAGAGCUCCGUGUCCGGACUGGCUGCUGCCUUGGCUGGGGCCAAGCUGAGGAGAGUCCAGCGGCCAGAAGAUGCAUCCGGAGGCUCUAGCCCCAGCGGGACCUCCAAGUCUGAUGCCAACCGGGCGAGCAGUGGGAGUGGAGGAGGAGGCCUUAUGGAAGAAAUGAACAAGCUGCUGGCCAAGAGGAGAAAAGCAGCCUCCCAAACAGACAAGCCGGCUGAUAAAAAGGAAGACGAAAGCCAAGUGGAAGAGCCGAGCACCUCUCCAUCUCCGGGGACCCGAGCAACCAGCCAGCCACCUACCUCCUCAGAGGCUGGCCGGAAGCCCUGGGAGCGGAGCAACUCGGUGGAGAAACCUGUGUCCUCGUUACUGUCCAGGAUGAAGCCGGUGGGGAGCGUGAAUGACGUGGCCCUGGAUGCCUUAGAUUUGGAUCGGAUGAAACAGGAGAUCCUCGAAGAGGUGGUCCGAGAGCUGCACAAAGUGAAGGAGGAAAUCAUCGACGCCAUACGGCAGGAGCUGAGCGGGAUCAGCACCUCAUAGUGUCCUUGGCCCCUGCUGCUGCCGCCCAAGACACCAGGCCAGCUGACGGCGGGGGACAGCGACGGCCCGGCGGCCCCAGGCCUCCAGCACACGCAAGCCCGCACUGAAGCCGGGAUGUGCUUCAUUUAGAAGUCUUAACCUGUGAUAAAAUAUUAAAAUGAGGAAACAAGUUCAAUUUCUGGAUUUUUUUAGAUCCUACCUGACACAGAACACCAGGUCUACUCGCCUUUUUUGUAUUUUAUAUUUGCCUAUUUAAGCGUACAUUUCUUUUGGUUUAUAGAGGACUCCCCAAAUCACGCACUUCAUUAGAUGGUUUCCGAGUUUUCUCCUAGGUGAUGCUGUUAACACCUUGGCAGUGGCGAGCUGUCCCCAGCGUCGUGGUGGUGAAGUCUGUCCACGCACCGCAGUGUCUGUGUCCACGUGGUAAUAAACGCUUACUGUCCACA